CCAAAAAAAACUUCCAUCCAAUAGAACCCUAAUUUCCACAAAUCACCACCUAUAAAAACCCUAAUUCCGCCAUGCAAGAACCUCCACCUACACACACAGCUACACAAAUUAAUUGAAUUAAUUAAUUACUAACAGCAGCAGCAGCCAUGAAUUCAGACAACACAAGGUUUCUUACAACACUCAUCUCCUUCCUCAUCCUCGGCGGCGCCGCCGUCCACGGCCAGAACUCCAACCAGGACUUCCUCGACGCCCACAACGCCGCCCGGCGGAAUGUCGGCGUCGGGCCGAUGACGUGGGACGUCAACGUGGCGAACUUCGCCCGGAAUUACGUCAACUCGCGGCUCGGCGACUGCAACAUGGUUCACUCGCCGAACCGGCCGGGUUACGGCGAGAACCUGGCCAAGGGCAGCGGGGCCUUCACCGGUCGGGCCGCCGUGAACCUGUGGGUGUCGGAGAAGCAGUACUACAACUACGGUUCGAACAGCUGCGCGCCCGGCCGUGUCUGCGGCCACUACACGCAGGUGGUCUGGCGCAACUCGAACCGGCUCGGCUGCGCCCGGGCGCGCUGCGCCAACGGCUGGUGGUUCGUGUCGUGUAACUACGCGCCGGCCGGGAACUGGGCCGGCCAGCGCCCUUAUUGAUUCAUUACGGUCGGACCGCCAACGUCGUUUUCAAUUAGAAAUAAAUAUAUGUGAAUGUGUGUUCUUAUAUGCAUGCAGUAAUAAUAUUUGGAAUUACGUUUGUAUUGAAAAUUUGAAAAAUGUUUUGAUUAAUGAAUAAAUUGU
Molecule: messenger RNA, 785 nt
Organism: Andrographis paniculata
Lineage: Eukaryota; Viridiplantae; Streptophyta; Magnoliopsida; Lamiales; Acanthaceae
Product: pathogenesis-related leaf protein 4-like
Exons: 1
Coding region: 147-641 (164 amino acids)
Cellular component (GO): extracellular region
Source: RefSeq, a predicted model, not a curated record